AUGUCUCCGAAAUGUGCAUAUACAUAUAAAAUGACUAAUAAUAAGCUGAAAAUUCCUUCUAGUUCUUUGGAAGAACAACAACACUACAGACAGUAUCCAUAUACUGUAAUCAAUACAAUGUCAAAGCCACUUACGGUGUAUAUCAAGAAACUUGUUGUUACUCCUCCAGAACUUACGCUUCAAGACUUUGCAGCAGCUCUAGAUUGUAUCUUCUCCGGAAAUGCAAACGAUGUUGAGAUAUCUUCAUUCUUGACAGCACUAAGGAUCCAUAAACUUGAUUUCAAUGCAGAUUUCAUUGCCACUGCGGUGGAAACCAUAUUGAAAUACUCAGAAAAAAUCCCAGAUGAUCAAGUCGAUAGUGAUGGGUAUGUCGAUAUUGUUGGCACUGGUGGGGAUUCACAAAACACUUUCAAUGUUUCCUCGUCGGCUGCUAUUGUUGCUGCUGGUAUGGGGGUAAACGUUUGUAAACACGGGGGUAAGGCUUCUACCAGUGCUUCAGGCUCGGGUGAUUUGAUGAACCAAUUAGGCGUUGAGUUAAUGAAAGUAACUUCUAAAUCAGCUCCUUUAAUUGUGAAAGAAUCGAAACUCUGCUUUUUGUUUGCGCCUGCAUUCCAUCACGGAAUGGGACAGGUCGUAAAUGUAAGGAAGCAACUAGGGAUACCGACUAUUUUCAACAUAUUGGGGCCUUUACUAAACCCAAUCAAUAUAAAGGCUCGUAUUUUAGGUGUUUAUACAAAGGAAUUAGGUAGAACCUAUUGCGAAGCAGCAGUUAAAAUCGAUCGAGCUAAUGGCAAAAGGGCAAAUACAAUGGUGGUGUGUGGUGAAGUUGGCUUGGAUGAGAUCUCACCAAUCGGCCGAACCAAUGUCUGGUAUUAUAAUAAAGAGGCCGACAAAAUAGAGGAAUUCACCUUAACCCCUGAAGAUUUUGGCUUGCCGGAACAUUCUUUGGACUUGGUCCGGUCUGGAACACCAAUUGAAAAUGCCGUCGUUUUGAAGGAAAUCUUAAAGAUGAAUAAAGAACAGGUACAACCCGGUAUCAAUCCAUUGGUCGACUAUAUAUUUAUGAAUGCUGGUGCCCUAGCUGUUGUCUCUGGACUGGCGCAGGACUGGAAACAUGGUGUCGAACUUGCCAGGGAAGCAGUUUACUCUGGGAAAGCUCAAACGGCUUUAGAUGAGUUCAUUUCAAGCAUUUAUAAAUAUACUUAA
This is a messenger RNA of Pichia kudriavzevii, 1206 nucleotides long. RefSeq lists its product as uncharacterized. The transcript has a single exon. Gene Ontology annotation, molecular function: anthranilate phosphoribosyltransferase activity. Gene Ontology annotation, biological process: L-tryptophan biosynthetic process. The coding region runs from base 1 to 1206 and encodes 401 amino acids. The record is from RefSeq and is a predicted model, not a curated record. Gene Ontology annotation, cellular component: cytosol. Lineage: Eukaryota; Fungi; Ascomycota; Pichiomycetes; Pichiales; Pichiaceae.